GACUCUUUCAUUUACCUCUGCUUGUUACGAUCGCUUCUUCGGCAAAAGACAUGCGUACUACACAAUAAGGUAGCACACAAGUAUUUCGCAAGUAUCGACGGACAAGUUUUGACGUUUUUGUUUUCUGUCGCGCCAAUAUUAUUCGUGUUCACGGGCAUCGAUGGCUUUUGCGCAGCCAAAAGCCACUCCUGAGUACAAUAAGAAGCGCAAGGUCGACACAGGCGACUUGAACCCUUGGCCUUGGAAUGGCUGGUCAUACCUGGAAUUCAAAAAACACUUUCCGGAGGCAGAAAGGACGGCGAUGAUAAGAGCCAGAGAAAAACAAGGGGAGAAAGCAGUGUCUACAUUCAGAUACGCGCCUUUGCCUCAGUUGCGUCGUAUAAUUCGUCUCAUUGAGAUUUAUCCAGACAGAUCUCCCAAUGGGUUGAUCCGGUGUCGGAUGCGGCGUAUGCUUAUCUGCGAGGGAAGCCAACCGUAUACUUGCCUUUCAUAUACUUGGGGUUCUCCCACGGAGGAGCCACGCAACAGCAUUGUUAUCGAAGAACCGGAGUUUCAACGCAUUGGCGUUUUUACGAUACGCCAGAACCUAUAUGAGUUCCUCGAGGCAAGUGUAAUGCAAAUUUCUCUGGUCUAUAGUGGCAGCUUCACCAUGUAAGCGACCGCAGCGGCCAAACAAGACUGCCUCUACCCCCUUAGAAUAACAGAUGCAACGCGUUUGCUGAUUUUCUUUUAUCCUUGCGUAGGUAG
Molecule: messenger RNA, 747 nt
Organism: Paraphaeosphaeria sporulosa
Lineage: Eukaryota; Fungi; Ascomycota; Dothideomycetes; Pleosporales; Didymosphaeriaceae
Exons: 1
Coding region: 161-655 (164 amino acids)
Source: RefSeq, a predicted model, not a curated record